Messenger RNA from Chrysoperla carnea, 1713 nucleotides. RefSeq lists its product as uncharacterized. The transcript is spliced from 5 exons. Bases 1 to 1713 code for a protein of 570 amino acids. The record is from RefSeq and is a predicted model, not a curated record. Lineage: Eukaryota; Metazoa; Arthropoda; Insecta; Neuroptera; Chrysopidae.
AUGGUCGCUGCUUUUGCAGAUAACUUAUCUAUUGAUAUUGGGAAAAACACUAUACUACCAAACAUCAAAGAUGAAAUAUGCCAAAAUGCGUUUUAUUAUGCUAUAAGUUCAAGUAAUGUUGAACUUCUUGAUACACUCAUUAAUAAAUGGCCAGGUGAUUAUUUUGAUGUUCAUUUAGAAGAGUUGGAUGAAAUUCUUUCAAAGGCUUAUGAAGAAUUAAAGUUAAAGAAUGUACCAUUCAAACUUCCAAAAUUAAAACGUGAAGAAGCGAUUAUAAAUAUUGUUAGCAAUUAUCCUCUUUUUGAAGAGUUAUAUAACAAUUAUGAACAAGUCAAAGAUAUUUACUCCUUAGAAAAAAUAGCUAAUCACAUUGAGGUAGCAUUAAAAGUCAAUCCUAGAAAAAAAGAAGGCCGGUUAAUUAUUGCAAGAGUAUUACAAGUCACUGGAGAAUAUUUAAAAAAUACUUUAGAAUCUCCUAACAUAUCCGACAACAUGAAAGAUAUUUUGUUAUCUUCAGGCUUGCAAAAAAAUUCAGGAGAAAUUGUUAAAUCAUUUCGUAAUGUAUUGUCACAUUUUUAUUCACUAAAAAAAAGGAUAGAAAUCGAAGAAAGUGAAUACUCUGGUUAUUUUUCCAAUGUUCAAAACGAUCUUAAGAAAAUCAAGAUAGAAAUUUCUCUUCUACGAGAAAAAAGUAAGGCUAAUGCAAUUAGAACGUUUUUAAAACAAAUCACUGAGAGUGAAGAUAUGAAAACAGCUAACAAAUUAGUUGAUGUUCUUAUUAGUAUACUACCUGAUUUAAAGGAAAUAAAACUAGAAAAUAUAAUUGAUACAAGAGAAUUUAUACAGCUUAAAGGUUUAAUUGAUGAACUAGAUAAAAAAAUUAAUGACAAAUCACCAUGGGAAAGUAAAUUGUUUGAUCAAAUUACAAAAUUAAUCAAUUCAGAAGAAAAAAAAUUAGAAGAUGCUGAUAUUAAUUAUGCAAGUCAAAUUUUUAAUAUAGCAAGAAUAGGUGAUCAUGUUAAACAAAUUAUGAUUAUGAAGAGUAAAAGUUCUAGAAUGAAAGUGGCUGAAGGUGAAGAGAAAGGGUGCUCUCCUAUUGAAGAGAAAGUUAAGGAUACUAAAGCUAAAGACUGUUUGAAUAAAAGAUUAAAAACACUAAGAGAUGUUUUAAAUGCGAAUGGAUUAUUAAGCGACUCAAAUCUGAUGGAGAAGUUACCUUGUUAUAAGAAGAAUAAAGAAUUACAGUUAAUACUAGAAAUUCUUGUUCUUGAUAUAGUAGAAGUUUUACAGCAUCUUGGAUAUCUGGAAAAUAACCUUCUAUUUUUAGAUAAGUAUUCUCCUUUAUUAAUCGGAAGAUGUUUACGUAAUCAUCUAGCACAUGGUAAUGCUUUAAUUAACGUUUUACAAUUUGAUAAAUCAAUAACAGUUAUUUCUAAUGCCUUAAAACUAGUUAAGGAAGAAAAAAAUUUAGCUACAAGAGCAAUUGGGCGGUCGAUAUUAGAUAACUUUGCCUACUUAAAAGAUCAUUAUACUUAUAAUUUAAAUAUUGUUACCAGUCAGCAAGAGAUGUUUGAGGUUGCAAGGAAAGGUGAUAUUGGCAAGAUAAAAGAUUAUAUUAGCAAAGGAGCAGAUUUAAAGGCUAGAGAUAUCAAUCAAUGGACCUUAUUACAUUUCACUACUGCGGGGGGAAGUUUAGAAGCUACUAAACAUUAA